Messenger RNA from Scaptodrosophila lebanonensis, 3623 nucleotides. RefSeq names its product protein O-mannosyl-transferase TMTC3 (gene Tmtc3). Gene Ontology annotation, biological process: protein O-linked glycosylation via mannose. Lineage: Eukaryota; Metazoa; Arthropoda; Insecta; Diptera; Drosophilidae. The coding region runs from base 297 to 3089 and encodes 930 amino acids. Gene Ontology annotation, molecular function: mannosyltransferase activity; protein binding. Gene Ontology annotation, cellular component: endoplasmic reticulum. The record is from RefSeq and is a predicted model, not a curated record. The transcript is spliced from 3 exons.
AUGGAUUUGAUGGUGUUUGCGUGCCCAUUGAAUAGCAAUCCCAGAAGCCAAAAGAAGAAGAAAACGUUUUGUAUUACAAUGUGUUGAAAUGUAAACUCCCUAAGGAAUUGUGUAUAAAAUAGUUCGUAAAUACAAAAAUGUAGAAUCUCCCCCGAUUAACUCGUCAACCAUACAUAUGUACAACAUUCCACCGUAAAGUAAUUAUGGAUACAUGAGGUGCAGCAACGGCUUGACUGGAAUGCAUAUAUAUAGAAGUAUAUAAAGUAACGCCAGGCAGUAAUUUAAGAGUCAGCAACAUGUCAACGAACCCCAACCCACAGCAGGAAUACGCACAUGCACACCCACUCAUAACGCAGCAACAUCAACAACAACAACAACAACACACACACAGAAUAAUCACACCAUUAUGCAGUAGUCGAGGCAGCAGUUCGCAGCGCAAUUUACUUGAGUUCCUGUGCGUUUGCAUUGCUUGCAUAGCCUGCUAUUAUAACAGCACCCAAUGCGGACUGGUAUUUGACGAUAUAAGCGCCAUACGCGAUAACAAGGACCUGCGACCGAGCACGCCGUUGCGCAAUGUAUUCCUGAACGACUUCUGGGGUACACCAAUGCGUAAAGAGCAGUCCCACAAGUCGUACCGUCCGCUCACGGUGCUCACGUUCCGUUUCAACUACUUGCUGCAUGCGUUGGAGCCAUUCGGAUAUCAUGCCGUCAAUGUUGUGCUGCACGUUGCCGUUUGCGUGCUGUGGCGUCGCGUGUGCCGGUUUCUGUUGCACCAAUGUGCAGGGCACAGUAACGCUACGUCAUCGUCGGCACUCAACACAUGCGCUUUUGUUGCCACGCUGCUCUUUGCCGUGCAUCCUGUGCAUACCGACGCUGUUACUAGCGUCGUCGGGCGUGCUGAAUUGCUCUCUUCCAUCUGCUAUCUGGCCGCGUUUCUCUCGUACGCUCAGGCAGUGAGCACUUCGUCGUUGUCGCGUCGCUGCCGCACAGAAGCUCCCACUAACUGGCUGUCCUUAUGCAUUUGCUUUGGCAGUUGCCUGCUGGCUUCUAUGCUGUGCAAGGAGCAAGGCAUAACUAUUGCGGGUAUUUGCUUGGCCUACGAAUUGUUUGUCGUGCAACAAUUGCGCCCCAUACAUCUGUGGCAUUAUGUGCUGCGAUUGUUCGAGGAACAGCACGUACCCAAGCCCACGUCACCUUCAAGCGCCGGACGUCGCUGGUCGUCGGCUCUGCUUAAACGCUUGGCCUUUCUGGCUGCCAUCACUGUCGCUCUAUUGGUGGGCCGGGUCUACGUGAUGGGCGCCCAAUUGCCCAUCUUCACACGAUUUGAUAAUCCGGCCUCGGCUGCGGACACACCUGUACGGCAACUUACUUACAGCUACCUCAUCUACUUGAACUCCUUGUUGUUAUUGUUUCCGUCGAAUUUAUGCUGUGAUUGGACAAUGGGCACCGUCCCUUUAAUAGAAGGUUUCACCGAUGUACGUAAUCUGGCCACACUAGCCACAUUCGCGUGCUUGCUAGGAUUGGCAGCCCAAGCCUUUCUUACGCGCAAUUUGACGCAGUCGCGCAUUUUGCUGAUGGGCCUCGCUUGGUUGGUGUUGCCUUUUCUGCCCGCAUCGAAUCUCUUCUUUCCUGUCGGCUUUGUGGUGGCCGAACGCAUUCUUUACAUGCCGUCUAUGGGAUACAGCCUACUCGUUGCUUAUGGCCAUACGCAGUUGUUGCAACGCUGGCGAUGGCGGCGCGUAUCGCAGCUGGCUCUCAUUUGCCUGCUGCUGGUGCAUGGACUGAAGACGCACCUGCGCAAUUACGACUGGCGGAAUGAGUAUACGUUGUUCAUGUCUGGUGUGCACGUAAAUAAUCGGAAUGCCAAGCUGUACAACAAUGUGGGGCAUGCGCUGGAGAACGAGGCUCGCUACGAGGAGGCCUUGCUGUACUUCGAGCAGGCGGUACGCAUUCAAGAGGAUGAUAUUGGCGCACACAUCAAUGUGGGCCGCACCUACAACAAUCUGAAACGCUAUGCUGAGGCGGAGCAGGCUUAUUUGCGUGCUAAGGCACUUUUCCCGCAGGCUAAGCCCGGCGUUAGUUAUCAUGCGCGUAUAGCGCCCAAUCAUCUGAAUGUCUUCAUUAAUUUGGCCAACCUGAUAGCAAAGAAUCAGACGCGCCUAGAGGAGGCUGACCAUUUGUAUCGGCAGGCGAUAAGCAUGCGAGCCGAUUACGUGCAGGCUUACAUUAAUCGCGGCGAUAUUCUGAUGAAGCUGAAUCGCACAGCACAGGCCCAGGAGGUUUACGAGCAGGCUCUGCUGUACGACAGCGAAAAUGCGGACAUUUACUACAAUCUAGGUGUGGUGUUUCUGGAGCAGGGAAAGAGCCAGCAGGCGAAUGUGUAUUUUGAUAAGGCGCUCGAGCUGUAUCCGGAACAUGAGCAGGCUCUGCUUAAUUCGGCCAUUCUGCUGCAGGAACUGGGCGGUGCGGAGGCACGGCAGCUGUCCCGUUCCCGUCUUUAUCGCGUCUUGGCCAAGGAUGCCCACAACGAAAAGGUUUACUUCAACCUGGGUAUGCUAGCCAUGGAUGAGUCGAGCUUCGAUGAGGCUGAGCAGUUCUUUAAGCGCGCCAUUCAUCUCAAAUCAGACUUUCGCAGUGCAUUAUUUAACCUGGCGCUGCUACUGGCCGAUACUCAGCGGCCGCUGGACGCUGUGCCGUAUCUUAAUCAACUCAUUCGUCAUCAUCCCACUCACGUGAAGGGCCUCAUACUGCUCGGUGACAUUUACAUAAACCACAUCAAGGAUCUGGAUGCCGCUGAGACGUGUUAUCGCAGCAUCCUCCGACAUGAGCCGCACAACACGCAGGGCUUGCACAAUUUGUGCGUUGUUUUUGUGGAACGCAAGCGUCUGGCGAAGGCAGCUGCUUGUCUCCAAUAUGCACAUCGACUGGCUCCUGGCGAGGAUUACAUUGGGCGACAUCUGCAGAUUGUGCUCGCACGUUUGCAGAAAAUCGAUAAACUACCUGAAACGUCGCCCGAGCGUCAACUUGCCUAUGAGGACUAUAACUCAAAGGAGUUUAAGUUGCCGAUAGAUGCUCGCACGCACUCUUAACAAUUGAAUUCUAUUUAUCAUGAAGGAAACGCGAUUCGUUGCAAGUUCUAUUGGUAAUUGCUGUAAAAGGCAAAAAGAUUGAUCGUCUUCCUUCGAUAUAUAACUCCAUUUCUUCACAAUUUUUGGGGAAUGUUUAGAUCAAUGCUUAGCAAAUGUAUUUUCAUGAACUCUGUGAUUUCUCAAUAUUCAUUCCAACAAAUGUGCACGUUGAAUUGUCUGGACGUGAACAAAUGAAAAAACGCAAUUACAAAAUGCCAACAUUUUAACAUAUUGUAAAUACUUUAAAGGUUGAUUUCUUAGUAAACUAAGCCUUAUUUAACUAAUACUGCCCGCACAUCAAUUGUGUUUAUAAGGCUUCAUUUUCGAAAGAGAAGAAAAAUCCAGCAAUUCAAACUAUUUGUACAUGCUAAGAUAAUUAUAAUUGGUUUUAUUUAUGGAAUUGUGCACUAACUAUAUGCAUUUUCAUGUAAAUACAAAUAAAUUGUACUUAAUUAUACGUACCUAUUGAAUAAAUCAGAUUGUACUUAACUAUAA